Molecule: messenger RNA, 5481 nt
Organism: Ustilago hordei
Lineage: Eukaryota; Fungi; Basidiomycota; Ustilaginomycetes; Ustilaginales; Ustilaginaceae
Exons: 1
Coding region: 1-5481 (1826 amino acids)
Biological process (GO): autophagy of mitochondrion; autophagosome assembly; positive regulation of protein phosphorylation
Cellular component (GO): phagophore assembly site membrane; Atg1/ULK1 kinase complex; extrinsic component of membrane
Molecular function (GO): protein kinase binding; molecular adaptor activity
Source: RefSeq, a predicted model, not a curated record
AUGAGGGUCAUACGAGCGUAUGAUGGUCGCUCCAUCGUCGUCAACCAGCCUUUAUCCCAGUUUGCCUCGCUCGAUGAUCUCCUCGACACUUUCUCCUUAGCCACGGAGAUCCCUUCCGAUGCCAUCAUUUGCAUGACCUCCGAUGGCAGUCAGCUCAAGCAAGAACUGCUCAAUCGCAUCAUUCACCAAUCACACAAUUUCCCAUUUGCAUCUUCCUCCACAGCGGUCGCAAAGCCACAUCCGUCAAGCUCAACACAUCAGGACACACACCGAGAUGGCAGUCCAAGCGAGUCGCAAUCGCAAGAGUUUUUCGUCUACAAUCGUGACUUUCUCUACACAGAUCCAACAGAGUUAGCUGCCGAGCUGGCUGAGCAUGCGACUUUCGAACCCGUGCCGUCGCUGCCAGAUGUUGAGCUGUCGUUUCCACCAACGCCCAAGUCUCUCGAAGCCCUCGUCAGCUGGUCCGCAGAGAUCGCCAGUCUUGUCACAAAUCACCAACUUACCUGCCAUGCCUUGCUCGAGAGGAUCACGCUCAUAGCUCGCAGUCUUCAAGUCGCUCUCUCCAAUCUUCGGGAUCAUGCCGACAAUAUCGAAAAGGGAGCCAAAGCGCUGAUCGAUGACGUCGCUCAGAAGGAGCUGACGAGGAUGCAGAGUCUGUUGCAAGGCUACGAGCGUGAUCUGCGCAUCCUCGGAAUGGUUUCCAUUCAUCCUCGUCUCCAGUCGGUCAACGCUGCUGCAGCAUCUUCGUCUUCCAGCUCAGCGCAGAACGGCUCGAACAACGGUCAGGCAGCGAAGUCAAAGCACAGAACUCUCGGCGACUAUAUCAGCAAGUCCAAGAUGAGCGCUGUGGCUGAUGCUUGUCAUCGCGUCUACACAGAGCUGCGGGAGCGUAUCGAAGGCAUCGAAUCGGAACUUUCACUCGUUCGUAACGAUACUCAAGGUCUUUCAGAUGAGGUGCAGUCCACGACACCUGAGGUGGCAGAUGAAACGUAUCAGCGUGUCCUGGAGGCAGAAGCAAGGACUCGUCAGCUGCAUGCAUUCAUCCAGUCGACAUGCUCACCUGAUGCACAAGGGUGGCCAGUUGCAGACAAGAUCGAUCGCGAGACCUUUGAUGAGAUCGUCAACAGCUCCAACGAGCUCCUCCUGCUGGACGAAGUGGUACGAGAGGGUGUCCAGCGCUUGACGCAGGAUCGAAAUGACAUUCUCGAACGCAGCUUGCAUCUGCUCAUCGACAUCUCUGGGAUUCAAUCCGAAUUCACAGAGACUGGAUCUCUGCUGGCUGCUGUCGACGCGGAUCUUCACUCGAAUAAGCUCGAUGGUUUCAAGCAUCUGCAUCGCCUUAAGAACAUGCUCUGGGCCUAUGGUGCCACUGUGGUUGAAGUGGUCCGAAGACGUGAGUUUGCGAAGCACUUCCUUGGCAAAUCUCAGUCGCUGGCUGAGAUUAUGGCGAAAGUUUCGGCUUCGGAGUGGAAGCGCAGACAGUUUUACCGCAGCGACAUCUCCUCAUUGUUGCCAUGGGAAGUCAAAGGCAUGGAAGACAAGCCACCGAGCCUGGAGAUCACCACACCGCGUGUCAGCAGCGAAGGAAUGGCUGAUCUCAGUCUUCCAGAUCUCGAAGCGUUUUACGAGCUGCUGGACCACGUCGACCUGCGACUGCGCGAGGAAGAGGCGGAGGGUGCAGAUGGCGUUACGAGCCCAAUACCUGAGGUCAAGGCUGCUCUACAAGCUCUAGCUGCAGCUCUGCAAGACCUAGACGACGAGUUCGUCAACCUCGUCAACCAGCAACUACUAAAUCAAAACAACGAAGUGGAAGGCUCAGACGAGGAUGAAGAUGAAAGUGGAUCUGAUACUUCCAUCCGAGCAAGGAAACGAAUGCGACGCCGUCAGCGCCUCACUGUUUCGCUCGCGGCGGCUAACAGCGAGGAGAUGGCCCAACUUCGAAACGAACUUGCUGCUGCUAAAGCUGCAAAGGAGGAAGCAGAGAGGACUCUGAAGGCUGAUAACGAAACCCGCAUAUUGGGUCUCAAGGCCGAGAUCGAGACAUUGAAACGACAGAUCGAGACAGGCAAGUCGGACGUGUACAAACUGGAAGCAGAGAAGCGCGAAGCACAGAGCCGAAUCGAGACGCUCGAUGCUGAUCUCGAGCUAGAGCGCGAGCGCCGACUCAACAUGGUUGAUGAGGUGAGUCAACUGCGCCGUGACUUGGAGCAGAGUCAUCGUACUGAGGCGGAAGCCAGGCAAGAAGCUAUGGAGGAUGCCGAUCGAGUGGCUGAGCUCGAAGCACAGGCACAUGAGCUUCAUCUUGAAUUGGAGGAAGCCAAGAGUGCACGCAUUGACGCCAGCAAUCGCAUCGAGGCCUUGCUCAGCGAAGGAUCAAGCGUCGAAGGCGAGCUGCGUACCGCUCAAGCCCGAAUCGAUGAGCUCACCGAGCAGCUGUCGAAUGCGCAUGCGGAAGCUGCAAAAGCACGAGAAGCAGCGGCAGAGGUGGAAGCCGUCAAAGAGCGACAGAUCCGGUCCUAUCGCGCUGAGGCAGAUGGCGACCGUGCCAUUCUAGAAGAGAAGGUGCGGGCGCUCAAGGCUGAUCUGGAUGCCAAAGAGCAGCUCCUGGAGAAGCAGACCGCCAUUGCCAACCGGGCGGAGCAGAGUCGCAUUCCUGACCGUGAAGCUAUCGAGCUUCUGCGUGGACAACUGCAUGCUGCCGAUGUGGCCCAUGAAGAGAUCGUCAAAGAGAUGGACCGCGCCAAGGAGCUCGCUGACGAGGCCGAGGCGGCUCGCAGAGAAGCAGAGGCGAGUCGUCAGCAGUUGCUUGAACGCACAAGGGGUCUGCUCGCCAAGACAAGCUUGUUGCGAAAGACGGUGCGAGCGAUGCCGACUCAUUCUUCGUCUCGUCAAGCAUCGUCGCCCAGCGUUGCGCCGAACAACGGCAACAACACCGCGUCGACUUCGGGGGGAGCCGUCACGGCACAGCGCGCGAUCGCAGCUUCUACGGGCAGCCUCUCGGUAUCCGAAAUGUCCGACUCGCAACGACAGGCUGCUCUUGAGGCCUUUGAAGCCGAAGCCGAGGGCGCCAACUUUGAUACUACUCUCGAGGCAUUGCGAGCAUUCGAUGUUGCCGAGAUGUACGAAGAGGUGAAGGGCAAGCUGGACUCACUCAACGUCUUGGUGCGCAAGUGGCAGAAGGCGUGGAAGUCGGCCAACGAAAAGGUCACCAAAGCCAACGCCGCCGCUCGGGAGAAGAUUGCUGUGCGCAACUUCAAGCCCGAUGACCUGGCUUUGUUCUUGCCAACGCGAAACUCGAACCUUGCCUCGAAACCUUGGGCUGCGUUCAACAUCAGCUUCCCUCAUUUCUUCCUCAAUGCUCAGGGACCCCUUGCUGAGCAGCUGCGCACGAAGGAGUGGAUCGUAGCUCGAAUCACAAAGAUCACAGAUAGGGUCGUACCUGUGGCUGAUGGUGCAAAGAAGGACGACAAGAGCGCUGCAGACUCGGACGAUCCGAACCCGUUCAAGCUGCCUGAAGACGUGCGAUAUUUCCUCCUGGAUGUGGAGACGUACACUGGCCACAGCUCGGCGCCGCCUUCGUUGCGCAGCAGGAAGAGCUCUUCGGCUGCGAUCGGUGCAAGCACCAGCAAUGUUGACAACAACCAUGCCGAUGGCAAGAGUGCGAACGGACACCAUGUGGAUCGUAAGGAGGCCCAGAGCCAUCCGAGGAGUCAGAGUGUGAGUGCCUUGACUGGGGUCAAAGGCUUGUCAAAAGGUGAUCAGACCGGAUCCGUUGCUGAAGUCGCACGCCUCACUGAGGAGCCAGGCGAGCUGAAACAACAAGCUAUGCAUGAAGCAAGGGGUGCUGGCGAUGCACAGACGGGACCAGACGACGAUCUGGCAGCUCAGGCAUCCGGCUUCUCUCUUCAAUCCGUUGAACAGUCAACUCCACCCAUGCAGACGCCUGAGUCCUCGCCACAUGUUGGAUCCGCCGCGGUCUUCUCGGGACCUACCUCCACCGAAAAGAGCAAGUCCGCUGGUCAAAGCGAAGACAAAGCUCAGCAAGCCACCUCGACUACAGAGCCGCGAUCUGCUACAACAACGACUUCCGCACUGACACGCGCAUUGCGUAGUGCUUCACCCGCCUCGUCACUUCGAGCUGAGAGCGCUCUGAGCAGCAGUGGAGCAGGUAGAUGGAGGGCUGGCUCGUCGGCUUCGGCCAAUGCGACGCAGUGGCCUCCACGCAGCAUCACGGGCAUUACAGAGGAAGCCGAUGCACGCAGACGUGACGGUGCUGUUGGAAAUGACGGGGACGCUGCCUCAAGUACGACUGGCUCCACGAGUCAUCGCUCGACGCUGAUCGAGCAUGCUACGAUGGUACCCGCUUUCGGUCGCACUCCCAACAAGCGCCGUGGAGAUAUGGCGGGACGAGUGCAGAAUGCCUCUCCGUCCGGACGUGCCGCGAGGCGUCAAGGAGGAGGCGAGAGUUCGGAUGACAGAUCGUUUGACGGACGAGGUGUCACCUCUGCACCAGCGUCGCAGAGCCGAUCGGACGGUAUCGCCAUUCGCAUUGCACGACCUGCGUUGCAGUCUGACUUGGUCGAUACAGCCGUCUCGAAUCCCUUCUCACAGUCUCCUGGCCCUGCAUCGCUGCCAGCUGAUCGUGAUGGUAUGGGUACACUUGGGCGCGCUCAGGCACGACGCAAGUCGAGCCUUUACAUCAGCUCGUCUGCGAGUGGAGCCGAACAAGGGGAACAGCGCCGUGACGAGCCUACGCCAAAGGUGCAACGUUGGCCUAGCGAUGCCGCUUCGAAGGCAUCACAGCGCACGGCGUCGUUGGCUUCAACUGCGUCCGCAUCGAACCAGGGCGGUAGUAUCCGGAUCAAUGGGCGCAGCAUCGUCUUUGACACGCUCGGUACGUCGGGUCAGCACCGCAGACAAGCCUCGUCGUCGUCGUCUGCGGCCACUACGGUGGUAACCACUGCACAUGCCAUCCCCGGUGCUUUCCCGUCGUCCUUUUCUUCAUCUGGCUCGCUCGCCGGACCAUCUUCGCCUCAUGUAGGUGCCGAUCAGUCUGACGAGGCUGCUCCUUCGACUGCGAACAGGUCAGCGUUCCGCUCCCCGAGCUUUGGCACAACGACUUCAUCUCGUCCGGCACUCAAUUCGACACAGAAGCCGUCAUUCCUGAGCCAGACACUGGGCAGAUUCACUGGUGCCGCAGCACAUGCUGUUCAGGGACCACCGUUCGGGCCAACGCCAGGUGGUGAGAGUGCACGAGAGGCAAUCACGAUAGGCAAGCAGACGUAUGGACGCAAUUCUCAGUCUCGACCUUCGCUAUUCCAGGCUAUUGUGCCGCUGCAGGAUGGACAAGGUGAGCAGAGGGAGGGGGGGAAUAAGGGAACGCCAGAAUCUGCAGGAGGCGUUUCGGGGUUCUCGAAUGUUUCUGGGUCGAGUGCUGAGGGGAUGUUGAAGCGCUUGACUGGUGGGUCGCUGCAGCGCUAG